CGUCACGCGCGGAGAGGCGGGGCUUCCAGGGGAAACGCCUGGGCUGGUGUCGGCGCGUCUCCCGGCUAGUCCCCAUGGCUGACUGGGCCGCGUCGCGUUCCGUCGGCCGCAAGGCCGGGGCUCACCGCUCCUCCCGAAACGCCGCAGGUACUAAACAGGCAAGUGCUUUGAAACAAGAAGAUGCUUCUAAAAGGAAAGCAGAACUAGAAGCAGCUGUGAGAAAGAAGAUUGAGUUUGAGAGAAAAGCUCUACAUACUGUUGAACAGCUUUUAGAAGAGAAUAUUACAGAAGACUUCCUAAUGGAGUGUGCGAAGUUCAUCUCACCUGCUCACUACAGAGAUGUCGUGGACGAACGUUCUAUUGUCAAACUCUGUGGUUAUCCUUUAUGUCAGAAGAGGCUGGGAAUUAUACCAAAACAGAAAUAUAAAAUUUCUACCAAAACCAAUAAAGUCUAUGAUAUUACUGAAAGAAAGUCUUUUUGCAGCAAUUUUUGUUAUCAAGCAUCUAAAUUUUUUGAAGCACAAAUUCCAAAAACUCCAGUGUGGGUUCGAGAUGAAGAGAGGCAUCCUGAUUUUCAGCUGCUAAAGGAAGGACAAAGUGGCCAUUCUGGAGAAGAAGUACAGUUAUGCAGUAAAGCCAUUAAAACAUCAGAUAUUGACAAUUCUAGCCAUUUUGAAAGGCAGUGUGAAUCUAGUUCUUCUAGCACUCAUAGUGAUAGUAGCAGUGAUAAUGAACAAGACUUUGUUUCCUCCAUUCUACCAAGAAACAGACCAAAUUCAACAAGUAUUAGGCCACAGCUGCACACAAAAAGCAUAAUGAAAAAGAAAGCUUGUCAAAAAGUUAACUCCAAACACAAAGAACAGAUAGUAGUAGAUGUCACUGAGCGGUUAGGCAAUUGCAGAUUAGAUAGUCAGGAGAAAGCAGCUGCAGAUGAACUCCCUUUACAGAAAGUAAAUACUCAGAUUUCUUCAAACAGUACUUUGCCUGAGAGAUUAAAGGCUUCCAAAAAUUCUGAAAAUAAAUACAAUAGGUCAGAAAUAACUCUAGUAGGCAUAAGUAAGAAAAGUGCUGAGCAUUUUAAGAGAAAAUUUGCCAAAUCAAACCAAGUUUCUAGGUCAGUCUCUAGUUCAACACAGGUGUGUCCUGAAAUUGCAAAGACAAACUUACUUAAAGUUUUGAAGGAGACUUUGAUUGAGUGGAAGACAGAAGAAACUUUGAGGUUUUUGUAUGGCCAGAAUUAUGCUUCUGUAUGUCUGAAACCCUCUUCAGCUUCUCUGAUUAAAGAAGAACUUGAUGAAGAUGACAUAAACUCUGAUCCAGAUAGUCAUUCCCCUGCCUGGAGGGAACCUCAGAACAGCUUAGAUGAGUCUUUACCUUUUAGGGGCUCAGAUACAGCCAUUAAAGAAUUGCCAAGUUAUGAGAACCUGAAAAAAGAAACUGAAAAAUUAAAUCUAAGGAUCAGGGAGUUUUAUAGAGGACGAUACGUUUUAAAUGAAGAAACCAAAUCACAAGACUCAGAAGAGCAUGAUCCCACCUUUCCACUGAUAGAUUCAAGUUCCCAGAACCAAAUUAGAAAACGCAUCGUACUUGAAAAAUUGAGUAAAGUAUUGCCUGGACUUUGGGGUCCUCUUCAGAUUACAUUGGGAGAUAUUCAUACACAACUUAAAAGUCUUGUCCAAACUUUCAGAUUAACAAAUAGAAAUAUUAUACACAAACCUGCAGAGUGGACUUUAAUUGCUAUGGUGUUGCUGUCAUUAUUGACCCCGACUCUUGGCAUUCAGAAGCAUUCUCAGGAAAACGUGAUGUUUACACAGUUUAUAGCCACCCUGCUUGAAGAAUUACAUUUAACGAAUGAAGACCUUGAAAGUUUAACUAUUGUAUUUAGAACCAGCUGUUAACCAGAGUGGUAAGUUGGAUUGUUUUACUAUAGUUUUUUCAUCAUCUGUUGCCUGUGUGGAUUCUUUUUUUCAUAUUGGAAAUUUUAAAAACCAAACACAGACCUCAGGGUGCCCUCCGCUUGCUAAGGAAAGACAUGAUAUCUAUCCCUUAGUUCUCAGCUGCUUCAGUCACUUCCUGCUACUCUUACUUUGCACCCCAUCCUUGUUGCUAUUCCUCCUUUGUAGACUAUAACAUCUCUGAUUCUUGCACUCCAGGAAACUCCCCAUUAUCAGUGUCAAACUCAAGCCUGGCCAUCCUACAUGUCCCAUGUGAUACGUUUCUUCAAAGGAAGUAGUAAUUUACUUCAUUCCAGCUCCUGCAGUGAUCUAUUGUGAACAUCCUCAUCCUACUGUCCCUUCAAUGAAAUAACCCCGUACCCAGCCAAUACCUUAGUCAUCUUAUGGGCAGACAAGCAAGUGAAUUUAUUAAUAGAGUCUGGCUUUGUUGAAUCCUAACCCUGCUCCCAGAUACAUAGCCCUCUCCUCUUAUCCCAAGUCCUUGCCUCUUUCAGAACUGCCCAUCAGAGUAUUCCCUCCCUAGUCCUGCCUUAAUCAUAACUCUCCAUCUCUUCCUACCUUAAUCCUCAUUUCACACAGUCCCAAGUGCUCAGAUAGGUAUUGAUUUAAUGUUAUAAUUGAGGA
Messenger RNA from Microcebus murinus (gray mouse lemur), 2579 nucleotides. The record is from RefSeq and is a predicted model, not a curated record. NCBI's taxonomy places the organism in Eukaryota, Metazoa, Chordata, Mammalia, Primates, Cheirogaleidae.